This is a messenger RNA of Emiliania huxleyi CCMP1516, 418 nucleotides long. RefSeq names its product 2-oxoglutarate dehydrogenase. The record is from RefSeq and is a predicted model, not a curated record. The transcript has 4 exons. Gene Ontology annotation, cellular component: oxoglutarate dehydrogenase complex; mitochondrion. Gene Ontology annotation, molecular function: oxoglutarate dehydrogenase (succinyl-transferring) activity; thiamine pyrophosphate binding. The annotation marks the transcript as partial. Gene Ontology annotation, biological process: tricarboxylic acid cycle. NCBI's taxonomy places the organism in Eukaryota, Haptophyta, Isochrysidales, Noelaerhabdaceae.
GAGGGGAACCACGUCCGCAUCUCGGGCCAAGACGUCGAGCGCGGCACCUUCUCGCACCGGCACUGCGUCAUCCACGACCAAAAGGAGUGGGGCACCAAGUACUGCGCGCUCAACAACAUCGACCCCGGCCAGGCACUCCCCUACCCCACCGUCCCCGAACCCGCUCCCGAACACACUCCCCCACGGUGCGCCUUCCCCGGCGCGUGCAGCCCCUCGCCGUCGGCGGCCUUCAUGGCGUGCAACUCCUCCCUCUCCGAGUUCGGCGUGCUCGGCUUCGAGCUGGGGUACGCGCUCGAGAACCCGGCGUCCCUGAUCAUGUGGGAGGCGCAGUUUGGCGACUUCGCAAACACGGCGCAAUCUCCCCACAUCUCCCCACAUCUCCCCAUAUCUCCCCGCACCUCGCCGUCGUGUUUGCACG